CAAAUAAUCCACCGAACCUUCUUAUUGCCCAGAUUUACUACGUUAAUAUAUCCGCUACGCUUCGUUUGAUCCUUCAACCAAUCCCCAUCCAUCCCUUUCCAGUUCUUGCCUGACCUUAAAGCCCCGAUCCUUGCUAUAUGAACAAAUAUUAACACCACCAAAUGAACAACUACUACUCCACUCCAUACCACCCCUCUCCUCCUCAGCAGUACCAGAACUUGUACACCAACGCCACCCAGGGCGGGAGUGACUUCGUGUACACGCAGAACUUCAGUGGGAACGCCAACGCUGGUGGUUACACCUAUGGAUCAGCCUCUGCCAGAUUUACUUCUAACGGAACCGCCAACGGAACCUUUGCCAGAGCCAACGGUGCCGUCAGUGGUGGCUCCAAUGAAUACACUGACUCGCCAACCUUCUCCACUUUGAACCCCUCCUCCUCUUCCUCGUCGCAGGCCAACGGAAAUACCAGCAAUGUUUCGUUGUACCAGUUGCCUUCCAGGGCCCGGUACCUCGUCUCCAAGUCGUUUGAAGACGACUACGAGUUCAUGCCUGAAAUUUCUUCAAAGUACGCCGCUCCCUUGUCGCCAAACUCCAAGUUCAACCCCUACACGUCAUCUGUGUUUUCGCCAAACAGUCUGCCUAGCAAUGUGCACUCUCCGAUCAGUACGCCUACUCAGACGAGGGCCACUGCGGUGGAUGAAAGUCCUAGAGUGCAUACUCCUAGAAUUAAGAGACCUUUGGAGAUCAAGAAUCCGUUGACUGGGAUGAAGGUAGCAUCUCCCGUGGCUGCUGCCAAGUAGUCAUCCUUUGGCCUAUAUUUUAUCUUAUUUUUUUGGUUUCAUGAGUCGAAGGCCUUAUUUUCUCUUUUAUGUCCCUCCACGACUUGCAAUGUCUUACUAUACCAAACUACACGACUCCCGACCCCUCCAGCUGUUAUAUUUGUACCACGAACCCCUCAUGACCAUUCCUGCUCC
Molecule: messenger RNA, 974 nt
Organism: Babjeviella inositovora NRRL Y-12698
Lineage: Eukaryota; Fungi; Ascomycota; Pichiomycetes; Serinales
Exons: 1
Coding region: 162-800 (212 amino acids)
Source: RefSeq, a predicted model, not a curated record